Actinia tenebrosa (Australian red waratah sea anemone) is the source of this 546-nucleotide messenger RNA. RefSeq lists its product as uncharacterized. The record is from RefSeq and is a predicted model, not a curated record. NCBI's taxonomy places the organism in Eukaryota, Metazoa, Cnidaria, Anthozoa, Actiniaria, Actiniidae.
ACAUUGGACUGAGCUUGUUUGGUGGCGCAAAAUUUCAAGUCAAAGACAACAGACCAUCUUUAUUUUUACAAAAAGAUACGAAAGAUUAUUCGACCAUACCUCGCUUUAAUUUCUACACUACUGACCUGACCAUUGGAUUAUGGGUGAAUCUAAAAUCGACUGAUGAUAAAAUGUAUAUUCUGAAUGACAAAGGUGACUCCGGCAAAUCUGCGAGGAUUUUUUUGGACAAUGGAAGGUUCAGGGCUGAAAUGGAAUUUCUAUCAGGUGGUAACACUUUCGAAGGAAACGGUCGAUUAUCAGCUAACGAGUGGCAUCACAUAGCUCUCACGUGGCACAGAGAAUCACGUCUAUUUAGAUUGUAUAUUAAUGGCAUACUCGACAAUGAAGAACAAAGUGGAAAGUCAGAUCCAAAUCUCAAACCAACAACAGAACCCUAUUUUCUAAUCGGGAAAAGACAUAGUUCCUCAUCACAUGCCACUGGCUGGAUAAGUGAUUGGGCUGUGUUGUUUCAAACGCUCUCAAAAGAUGAAAUCAGUCUACUUAAAG